AUGAGAUUCUAUAUAUUGUUUUUGUACCUAUUUGGUACUCUAGUAGCGGCCAUCCAUCUUGAUGACCCGCUUACUAACUUCAACUUUACUCCUCCUAUAAAAUCUCCUAACGACCUUCUGGACCACGAGCGGACGUUAACUGACGGUGAAAUUCCAAGGUAUGUUCUAGAUCAUUCACCGUUGAUCCAUCUUUACAGCGAAGAAAAAUAUCUUCCAGGAGACAUCCAAUCCUUUGUACCGCACUUUCAAUUGGUAACAUCGAAUUAUGAGACGGUUGUAAAUGAACCUCUGAAAAUAUCAGAUCUCAAGGGUGAAUAUAACGUUGCAGGGGAAGUUUUAUCCAGCGAAACCCUGUAUUUACAUACUACAGAAAAGUUCGAGGAAGACCCAUCUUGGUUACGCGGGACUCAUCCUGAAUAUGGAACAGGAUUGACUAGAGAUGCUUCAUCAAUUGUUAUAGUCGUUGAUAAAGGCAAUGGAUGGGUAGACGCAUAUUGGUUCUAUUUCUAUCCCUUCAAUUUGGGUCCAUUCAUCAUGGGUUAUGGUCCCUGGGGUAAUCACAUAGGUGAUUGGGAACAUUCUUUGGUUCGGUUUUUCAAGGGCGACCCUCAGUAUAUUUGGAUGAGCGCCCAUGGGGGCGGCGCGAGUUACACAUAUAGAUGCAUAGAAAAAAAGGAUAGAUGGAGAGUUACUCCAGAGGGGAAAUUUGACAAGACUCAAGUGAUAAAAAGGCCGUUGUUAUUCAGCGCCAGAGGUACACAUGCAAACUAUGCAAGUGUUGGCCAACAUGCCCAUGAUGUUCCAUUUUUCUUCAGUGCAUUAAGUGAUUUCACAGAUAGAGGACCAUUAUGGGACCCAUCUUUGCGUUUCUAUGGGUUCACAUAUGAUGGGAAAUCUUUCUACGAGAAGGAAGGGCAAGAAAUAGGAACAUCUUGGUUAUACUUUUUGGGACAAUGGGGGAACAAACAAUUGAAAUGGAGUGAUCCUAGACAGAAAUGGUGUCCUGUCCAAUGGAAAUAUAUUGACGGACCCAAGGGACCUGCAGCAAAGAAUCUAGUAAGGACAACUCUUUGUGAGCGGAGCAAAUGGUGGAACUUCUGGCAUGGCUGUCCUGUCAGACGGAUGAUUAAGAGAGGACAAGGUUUGGAUGCAGAAAGAAAUGAUUUGGUCGGAGAUAACUGCGGUAUCGCCCUAUACAGGAUUCGUCCAAAAUGGCUACGAUCAUUAUUCCGGCUAAUCACUUGGAGGGGAGCGUUUUGCGCAUUCAUGGAUUACUUCACUGGUUGA
Molecule: messenger RNA, 1287 nt
Organism: Kluyveromyces lactis
Lineage: Eukaryota; Fungi; Ascomycota; Saccharomycetes; Saccharomycetales; Saccharomycetaceae
Exons: 1
Coding region: 1-1287 (428 amino acids)
Source: RefSeq, a predicted model, not a curated record